Molecule: messenger RNA, 591 nt
Organism: Colossoma macropomum (tambaqui)
Lineage: Eukaryota; Metazoa; Chordata; Actinopteri; Characiformes; Serrasalmidae
Product: mitoregulin
Exons: 2
Coding region: 107-277 (56 amino acids)
Biological process (GO): positive regulation of mitochondrial membrane potential
Cellular component (GO): mitochondrial inner membrane
Source: RefSeq, a predicted model, not a curated record
GAAUAAGGCGUUUGGGAUUCGGACACAGCCGCGCACUUUCACGUUGCUCACAGCAGCGCGCUGGUGAACAGUUUUAGAGAUUUGACGUGCUGUUGCGGAGGUGAACAUGGCCGACGUGUCUGAGAGGACGUUACAGGUUGCCAUACUGGUCUCGUUUGCCACGGGCUUCCUCGCAGGCUGGCAGGCCAACAGGAUGAGGAGGAGGUUUCUGGACUGGAGGAAAAAACGGCUGCAGGACAAACUGGCGGAGACGCAAAAGAAGCUGGACUUGGCGUGACCGAAGGAUCUGACACCACAGGCCUGGCCUCCUGAAAUUGACAGUGUUCUUGCCCUGCUGCGGCCUCUGACCCUGGCUAAGAAGUCACCUUCAGAUACGGCCACCUCCUGUUCCCUCCUGAGAAGUUUGAACACUAUACAGACGCUGGAGUGAUGCACUGCAAUGCAAUUCUCAAAAAACUAAACUUUUUUUAUUUGAGGAUGAAUGUUUUAUGUAGAUUUUUUUUGUAACAGGCGAUCUGUUUUAAGCCAUACUUUUUAUGUCAUCUGCUUGUACCAUCAUGGAAUAAAAGAAGCUAUUUUGUUUAUUAAAAA